GAAGCCUGGAGAAAAUUCUCUUUGAAAAUGAAAAUGGAAAAUUUUAAUUCAGCCCAAAAAAUCAAUAAACAAGACUUUGGAAGAAAUGAACUUUGAAUUUAAUUAAAAACCAAACAACUUACCAGAAAAUUCAUUUAUUACAACUUUUUUUAACUAUAAAAGUGCUUUGCUUUUUUCUAACUUAAACAAAGGUAGCUUUUGAAGAUUCAGAGAAAAGAACUCACGCAUUAAAUCCAGAAAACAUGGGAGAAAUCAUGUCUGAAGAACUAAUUGCUGAGUUCCAAGAAGCCUUCUGUCUCUUUGACAAAGAUGGGGAUGGGUGUAUAACCAUGGAAGAACUAGCCAUUGCAAUCAAGUCAUUGGAUCAAAAUCCAACACAAGAAGAGCUGCAAAACAUGAUCAAUGAAGUUGAUAGUAAUGGUAAUGGAACUAUUGAAUUUGGGGAAUUCUUGAAUCUCAUGGCAUCAAAAAUGAAGGAAGCAGAAGCAGAAGAUGAACUGAAAGAAGCUUUCAGGGUAUUUGACAAAGAUCAAGACGGCUACAUAUCACCUUAUGAGCUGAGGCUAGUGAUGAUGAACAUAGGGGAGAAACUAACAGAUGAAGAGUUAGAACAGAUGAUUAGAGAAGCUGAUUUGGAUGGAGAUGGUCAAGUUAAUUACGAAGAAUUCGUCAGAAUGAUGUUGGCUGCUGCUUCUUAAUCCACUUUCAUCCCCCCACCCCACCCCAAAAAAAAAAAAAAAAAACUACAACUAUUCAAAUGCAUCCACAAAAUUUUAGGUUUAAGCUUUAAAUAUUUUAGGGUGGGCUGGCUAACAAGAGAAUAUAUAUAUAUGAUAAUGGAACUCAAAUUUCAAUCAUGAUGUAAUUUUAUAUAAUUAUAGAACAAUAAUAAUUUAUUCUCGAGUCCAA
Gossypium arboreum is the source of this 909-nucleotide messenger RNA. RefSeq names its product calmodulin-like protein 11. Gene Ontology annotation, molecular function: enzyme regulator activity; calcium ion binding. Lineage: Eukaryota; Viridiplantae; Streptophyta; Magnoliopsida; Malvales; Malvaceae. Bases 243 to 698 code for a protein of 151 amino acids. The record is from RefSeq and is a predicted model, not a curated record. The transcript has 4 exons.